This is a messenger RNA of Verticillium dahliae VdLs.17, 1483 nucleotides long. RefSeq lists its product as uncharacterized. Bases 165 to 1439 code for a protein of 424 amino acids. The transcript is spliced from 2 exons. NCBI's taxonomy places the organism in Eukaryota, Fungi, Ascomycota, Sordariomycetes, Glomerellales, Plectosphaerellaceae. The record is from RefSeq and is a predicted model, not a curated record.
GUACCCACGCGGCAAGCUCAUCAGCGCUUCUCGAUCCAGGACAGAAGAGCCCCGCCAGCCCCCUGCCAUAACAAGGAUCGCUGGUGGCUAUAUCAGGUUGUCACCGCCAUCAUCCCCCUCGGUCGACCUGUCGAAUAAUGAGAUCACCUUUACCUACAUUCAAAAUGGCCGACCCACUGAGCAUCUCCGCCUCGAUUCUUGGUGUUGUCACAGCUGCUAUCGUGACGACAAGGUCCCUGAAGGAGACUGUUCAGCGCUUCAGGGACCGCGACAGGAGCCUGCGAAGGCUUGUGGAGCAGCUCACUGACCUCAUCACUGUUUUGGACGCACUGCAGGAGGUAGCGCAUGUCGAAGCAUCAAUGCUUACACUUCUGGAAGGACCCGUCGACCGUUGCCGUCAACUGUGUCACGAAUUUCAAGAUGCCAUGGAGGAUUUCAAGGGGAAAUCAAGUAUGGGCUUUCGAGACUGGACAAAGAUGGAGUUCAUGAAGGGUGACAUCAACGAAUUCAUGGACACUCUCUCGGGAUAUAAGUCGACGAUUUCAGUCGGACUUGGUACCAUCACAUUACAAAUGUCCAAAGCCACCCAAGACGUCCUUGAGCGGUAUAGCGAGAUGGUUCAAGAUACUUCUUACGACCUUAAGAUUCAUCUGCAACGGAUUGACGAGAAGAUGGCACUCUUCACCUCUGAAAUUCCAGGCGCCUCCAACAUCGACCUCAAGGACGAGCGAGCAGUGACCGCGCAUUGCAUUCGCAUUUGCGAGGACGCUCAAUCCUACCUUGACUCUUUGGUUGACCAAAAACGACCAUCACGUCUUCAGACACCACCAGCGCAUCCUGCCACGGCUGAGCCUACGAGUUUCGAAGCACAUCGGGAGACACACAAGGUCCUGAGCGAUAAUCGCAAUAACGUCGCCGAGCACCUCGGCCGUCUUCGGGAGCGCUAUGACCGUCUGGUAUCCGAUGGGAAGGCUGCCAGCGACCGUGAGACGAGUCGUUUAGAACAGGACAUCAAGGCUUUGAAGGAGUGUUUGGAGGUGUGCGAACUUGCUUCUGGGGAGGUAUCCCGUCAGAGGAUACACACGAUUGGCGAGGUUGUUGCCGAUGGCGACAGCGAUCAGGUCGUGGUCACAACCUUGGCCGACGUUUUUGAUGUCAAGAAAGCGCUUUCGAAGGGUAGGUCGGCGCAAUUGAUCGGUUCCAUGACGGAUGAAUCACUUCGCCAACUGUCGCAAGACCGAUAUGGGAGUCGUUUUGGAUCGUCGGCGCGGGUUGAAACCGAUGUUGCCACACAUGCUAUAGUCGAAAAUCCAGGGACUAAUCGCCAGAGGCAGGCAACUCUCGACGGCCAGCGACGGGAACUAAGCUCAAGAGCGAGGGCAUACCCUAAUGAGGUGAGGAAAAGGGCGACGGAAGGAGAUAAGAAGGAUGCCGAGUAGUGUCGUGAAGCUAGCUCUUGAUAGCAAUGUCAUCGAUACACAUG